GGCCUACUGUUAUUUCGUAAAUAUGAAAAUUUAAUACUCCGUCGUCCAUAAUAGUAAUAUAUCUCUAUAUGGUCUCGUCUUAUUAAUCAGCGUGGACGAAGAUCAUUGGUGGGAAGUACGAUAGACUGGUAAAGGCCCUUUCUUUUAAUUCUGUGCUGCGCAAGGGUAUAUGCAAGAGCUUGAAUUAAAGACUAAAAACUUGUACCAUGAUAUACGUAUAUCGACCGAACUGACCGGCAGCAGAAGAGGUCAUCACAUCGAUCGACAAGAAAACUCCACCUUUUUGUGUUGAUGCCUGUAAAUGAACAAGAUGUAUUGGAUUUGUCCUCUUAAAGCUACCAUCUUGACCUAUUUUGUACUAGCAUUUUACUCCAGUGUUCAAGCAGGAAGAGAGAUAGAUUCUAAUGUAUAUUGUGGAGCCUGCCGAGCGCUGAUCAGUGAAGUGGAGUAUGCUAUUAGUCAAGAGGACCCUCGUCAGACCAUUACUGUUGGAAGUUUCAGGAUUGACCCCACAGGAAAACAGAAACAGACCAAGAUACCAUAUGCUGGAUCUGAGGCCCAUCUUACAGAGGUGAUGGAGAAUGUCUGUGAUAAAAUGACCGACUAUGCUGAAAGGAUAGAUCCAGAAACCAAUGAGAAAACCUAUGUCAGAUACCAGGCAAGGAAUGGGGAGGAUAUGGAACUUACAAAUGUAUCUAUCAACGUCGUCACAGGAAAAAUUCUGAAAGUAGCUUGCGAAAAUAUUAUUGAAGAGUACGAAGAUGAAGUGCUGCGAUUGUACAGGGAAAAGUCAACGGACAUUGAAACCAGACUGUGCUCCAGUGUUACACAACUUUGUGAGGGUUCAUCAUCAGCACACACUGAGUUAUGACCCCAGGCUCAUUUCAUUAAGUACGCUAAGUAACGGAAACUAUUGAUCAACGUUUUUAAGUAGUUUUGAUAGUGGUUCAUCAGAAUAUACAGAUAUACCUUUUAUUUGGGGCACAAAGUAAACCUUAUGAAUAAAAUUGAUUGUAUUUGCCAAGAGCAUUCCGUUAAUGUGUGUGAGAACUUUCAUAAGAGAGUGCAAAUGGCAUUGAUAGUAUUUUUUCAGGAAGCAACAGAUAUUUGUAUAGAUUUAACAAAAUAUUCCACAUGAAAUUAAAGGGGUGCACUACAAUGACUUAAUGAAAUGAAAAUAUUGUUAAAUGCGUAAGAUGAUGCACAAUGCUUUACAAGUAUGUAUUAACAUGCUUUUGGCUUUACAUGAUUUUGUAGAUAGGAUGACAAGUUCACUUAACCCUACCAAGACACAAGUGUAGUGCACUUAUGGAUAUGGUAUUAAAUUAGACUCUUUGAGAGUUGGAUAUGCAUUAUUUUUUUAUUCUGUUAUUCCAGUAUGCAAUUUAAGUGUAACUAACAUGAAUUAGCAUAAGGUCCAUGGUAAGAAGUGUACUGAAGAGUUACAAUUUUGUGUUCCUCUCUAUGUAUUGAGUUACAGGUGUGGUAAGUUUUGGGGCCUUAAUUCAAUAAAAAUCUCUCAUCCUUGAUCUGGUUUAAUUUCCUUCAUGUUUUUAAAGAGCCAUGCUCUCACAGAAUCCUGUCCAACUUGUAUUUUAUUCAAUUUUAUGUAAAUCACAGGUAUUAUGCAUUUAUUUUCUACCCGUAUACUAAGCUUACUCAUUUAAAUUUCUAUGGAUCUAGAUCUAAAGUGUAGAUAUGAACAGAACUAUGUGCCUAUCUUUACAAUUUCAAAGUCAUUUUGUGCCUUACUGUUCCCAAGCAUAGAAAAUGGAAAAUCAUUUGAAAUUUGUUUUUCUUUAUUGACCCAAAACUUUUCCUUCAUUAGAUAACAUUUAUCUGUAUUUUUUUUGUCAGAUAUCUGGGUAUGAAAAUUUAAGAAGCACAUAUUUUAUCUAUGUUAUUAUACAGGCUUUUAAUCAGAGAACAGCCAACACUCUGAUAAAUAUCCAGCCACAUCAACUAUUAUUCUAGCAAAUUCAUUAUACAUUCAUUUUAAGACUUCUCCAGAUAAAAUGAUUCUUUAUCUUAGCAUGAAACAAGCUAAUAUAUUGUCAGUUAUUUGUCACAAGUAAUUUUACAAAUACAAUCUGCCCAAAAUAUUUUAUCUCUUGAAAGCCUUAUUCAGUUUUGGCAAAUCUAAUGAUAAAUAGUUAUUUUUUUCUCCUGGAUUACUCUGUAUUAUCAGAUAAGAUUAUAGAUGAUAUAUAACAAACAUGCUGCUUCAAAAUCUGAUGAAACUGUUCAAUAUUAUCCACAUCAUUCAAUAUUAUCCACAUCAUUGGAUCCUUACCCAAUCUUUAGAUAUGAAUUAACUCUUUGUAACUAUGCUUACUAGUAUUAUUGUCAUUUUUAAACAAGUGCCUCGUGAUGAUACUUGUAAUGUUGUUAGAUUUCUUUUUGAAAGGGAAGAAUAAUUUCCCCCUUCAUUUGAAGGUGCCUCUCUUGAUUCCAUUAAGUCAGUGUUAUGGGGAUCAAUAUCAUUUGGUAAUGUAGUGGCUCAUCGAUGGGGUAUUAGGUGGAAGUUGUCACUGGAGAGAUCCCCAAAACAAAUUGAAAUCAAUUGAUUGUGUUUGAUUUGUGUAUGCACUGCACUUUUCAUAUAUGCUCCUAGAGUGAUUUGCCUUUUGGCAAGAUGUGUCAUCACUGUGACAACGUUUUGGGGGUUGUUUAUGGGAGUGAUUAUCAGCCCUAGUUGAUAUUUUUAUGACAGUCAGAUUACUAGUAACAACAAUAUUCUAAGCUCAUUCAAAUAUGUGAAAUGUUAAUUCAUGAAAAAUUCCCCAGUACAAAAAUUAUUCUGACAAGCAAAAUUAGUAAAAAUUGUUAGUACUCGACCUGCAGUGAAAUGUGCAGUCCACAAAGUUUUCAAAGGUUGUAUGCAGCUGUUUCCUUUUUAUGAUUCUACCCAACACAGGUGGUUGACAGAGGCAUGUUUUGGGGGCAUUUGUCUUUCCUGUAUCCAUUUUCAUAAUAAAUGUUUGACACAUCAACUUCAAAUUUGGUCCAAGUCUGCAUGUGUGAGUUACAAUGAUCUGAUUAUUUUCCUCUGGUAUCAAAGUCAUAGGUCAUGUAAAGAGACUCCAGUUCAAACUUGGCUCAUGUAUGAUAUGGGAGCAAAGAUGAUCAGAUCAGAUCAAUUUAUAUUAACAUCAGAUGGGAACUAGAAGUUCAAUAUAAAAUGCAGUGUGGGGGAUAAUUAUAUAAACACUCUUUCCCACCAAUUAUUGUAAGCUGUUAUUAUGUCAGAAACAUUUCUAUUGAUCAUUGGCUAUCAAAAUAACAUUUUAUUAGUGUGCACGAAAGAAGCAAAAAUCAUUUCACGACUGCCUUUCAAUGCUUGUACCAAAAGCUGUCAUUGUUCAGCAAGAAAGUAUUUAAAGUGAAAAUGUACUGUUAUGAAGUAAAGUAUGAAUAUUGUGUAAAAUGAUUAUAUAUUAUAAAUGUGAAAUGGUCAGUAAAUAUUA
Messenger RNA from Lytechinus pictus (painted urchin), 3467 nucleotides. Its product is annotated as protein canopy homolog 2-like. The record is from RefSeq and is a predicted model, not a curated record. The transcript has 6 exons. The coding region runs from base 302 to 871 and encodes 189 amino acids. NCBI's taxonomy places the organism in Eukaryota, Metazoa, Echinodermata, Echinoidea, Temnopleuroida, Toxopneustidae. Gene Ontology annotation, cellular component: endoplasmic reticulum.